Caenorhabditis auriculariae is the source of this 6417-nucleotide messenger RNA. The record is from the annotation of a GenBank genome assembly. Lineage: Eukaryota; Metazoa; Nematoda; Chromadorea; Rhabditida; Rhabditidae.
AUGCCGGGCGGCCCGGGCUGGCCUGGUUCGGCCAGGCUUGUGCGAGGGCCGGCCCGUCACUCUCCUGGCCCCCGACCAUUUCGUAAGCCCGGCACGGCCUCAGCGGGGCCUCAAGAAAAAAUGGCCCGCCCGGCCCAAAACGCGCAAUUUUUUUCUAGUCGGAUAUCGAGUUUUUUUACGACAACAAUUACGUUUUUUUCAUUUUUUCACUUAAAGUUUAACGAUAACUAUCAUUUCAAAAGUAAAAAGUAACAUUUUGGUGAAAAAUUUUUUUAAAUGAAUUUUUUUAAAUUUUUUUGAAGCCCGGCCCGGCCCGAGCCCACGCGGGCUUUUACCUGAAAAUAAGGCCCAAAGCCCGGCCUGUCGCACAAGCCUGCCCAUAGGUAGCUAGUUAAAACAUUUGAGAAGAAUAUCGAGUCAUUUGUACAUACCUUUAUAAAGAAUGAACACAGCUAUAAAAAGCGCGUUGACCUUGUGAGUAGUUUUCUGUCCUUGAUUUUUCUGAAAUUAGCUCUUCUCUUCAUUUCAAAUGUUCAUGUAUGCAGGUAUAUGUAUUGGAUGGUUAAUAGUGUAUGAAGAUUUUUUUAUUUUGGUCUUCGUUCAAUUCUCACGUUAGUUCCCGACCCGAAAAUGUCAUAAAAUGCGUACUCAAAAGGUCUGCGGGGAACAGAGUCGAAAGAAUGAAAAACAACCUUGUUUUUCCCAAAUGUCAUUCUUUUCGCUCUUUUUUCGUUUUAUUUUUUAAGUUAUUUUUGAGAGGUGAAAAAUAUAAACUGGAUCGAGAGCGCUUCGAAUUUCAUGUUUAACUUUGAGGUUUAUGCGUCCAAUCUAAGCUCGAUUUUGAAUUAAAAAAAUGUUUAUCUGAACUUACCAGAAAAACGAGGAGUGAUUGCAAUACAUAUUUAAUAUGGUAACGCAGGCCGCUGUUGGAAAUGCCGAGAAUUAUGUUUUUUUAUGGUUUCUCACUUUGGAAGAGCGCCUUUCAGUGUAUUCAAAACAUGAUUAGUUUUGCAGCUUCUCGUUUCGAGGUUUUUUUUUGGAAAAUGUAUUUUUUUUAUCUAUCAACGAGUACUUCUCAUAUGUCUGCAUUCUAAUUAGUUAUUUACUUUCCUGUUAUUUUUGAUCGAAGAAAACUCGUUAGGGUGAUUCUGUGAUUCACUGAUCUGUGAUUAAUUUAUAAUUAAUAAAAAUAUGAAUCUGUUUGAAGUUUUGAAUUUUUUUAAGUAUUAAUAAGUAAAUUGUAUCUGAAUUCAAAAAAAUUUUUAAAUUCGAAAAAAAGUCCUAUUUUUGUUCCGUGAUUAUUUUUCUAAAUUGUUUAGACACUAAGCGAGACUAUUUUUUGUUAAGAAUGAAAUGCUCUCAAAAAGAGUUUGGUAUAAAAUUAGUACGAUAGGCUCGUACUUGAGUGUUCUUUUCUUUAAAUUUUCCUUCUUGGUUAGUUGAUUGUUGUAGGCGCCUGUGUUCUCGCCGAGUUUUAUUUGCUUUGUGUACAAGCCAGAGGCUCUCGCCAACAAUUCUUUGAACGUACGUAUACCGAGUUUCUCGGACGAAUUUAUUUCACCUCAGACUUUUCUUUGUGUAUGUAUACCUUUUUGCACUCCCGCGUGUUCAAUAUUCACAUCUCAAAGUCUAGUUUUACACUAGCACCUAUUCAAAAAUACUUCACAGAAACUUGCUUAAAGCGAAACGCAUUUGGAUGACUUCCGUUUUGCUGCGUCUGCUGCGAUUUCCGUUGUCUGCCGGCCAGUCACGGCAAGUUUUUAUGAACAAAGUUCGCGGUAGUUUUGUUAGCUCUAGUUUAUGAUUUUAGAAAUAAAAAUUUUUUGAGAAUACCAUGUGUAGGGGAUGAUCUAAAAAGGUUUAACCUUGUAGGAUAAUUUUGAGCCUGUUGCACUGGGUACAAAGACUUGAAAUCAAAGAAGGAAAGCGAAAGAAAAAAAAAGAUAACUUGCAACUUUUUCACGAUUAUUGCGUCAACACAGCGCGACAAGCUAGUUCAAAAAUUUUCUUUCUGCGCUUUCGAUUUGAUCAAUGAGAAAAAAUUUUCAUUUUUUUAAAGUUCCGGAGUUUUUCAGAAGUUAAAAAAGUAAACGAAAUUCGUAAGUUAGUAUGCUAUAAAUGAAUAAAAUAUUCUACUACUUGUUUUGAAUUCAAAAGGUGACUGUUUGUUUUGCGGAAUUCUAAGCAAGCGGUACUGAAGUCCUAAAAAUGCUGACAAUUUCUGCGCACUUUUGACUCGUAAACAUUUCCUUUGUCCACAAUUUUUCAUAGAAAAUAUCUAGUUCUUCUAAUAGACUUCUAUAUCACAUUCAUCUUCUCAUCCAUAAUAAUUGAAAGUUUAGCCGUUAUAUUCGAGUUUUUCUAAAGUUCGAUUUUAAAAAGUGGUUUUCAUCAUUUUGAAAAAUGUUGCUAGUGAGAAAGGUUAAUUGUAAGAAAGGAAUUUCGAGAUCAUCAGUGUGACUUUUGGAGAGUUCUUUAAUGAUUGUAGUCUACGUUCCGCCGGUUCGUAGUUUGUCGCUUUCUAGUUUUAAACGUCUUUAAGAGAGUCUUUCAACCCGCAGAGUCCCAAUUCACACGUGUAGUUUGUAGGGAAAGUGUUUUUUUUUCUUGUUUUGUUUUUUAUCUUUGAAAUUUUUUGAAAAAAUAUUCAGAAUUCCCCACUCAUUAAAUAUCACUAAAAUCGCUAAAUAUAAAACUAACCGUUUCAUUUUUUUUCCCACGCCUUUUUCCCACAAAACUAUUGAAAAAAUAAAAAAGGUCAGGAUAAUCCGCGCCGUUCGAUAAAAAGAACUAGAGGUUUCAAUUUGAGAAGAAGACAUGUUUUAAAAAAAUAAAGUUCUUAACACGCAUGUUCAAGGUGGCCGGUCGUAUUACGGUAGUCAAGCAAGGUUUUUCGAGAAUAAAAGGAAAACUUGUUUGCUUUUUGUGAAGUAAAUUAUUUUGUAACCUCGAUAAAUAGGUUUAAAAAAAAAAUUUAAAAAAAAUUGAAAAUUUCCUGGCUCCGAAACUGACGGCGCAAUAUUUACCGGCCACCGGCCGCCGUAGCACUGUUUUGAACAUGCGUGUUAAAUAAAAGCUUUGAACCACUAGUAUAACUUUCAGCUCUGCAGAAUUUUUUUUUUUGAUUAAGAAACUGUUUAAUUUUCCUCUUCAAUUUUGAACUUAUUCACCUUGUCUUGCCGUCCUUUCUCUUUUGUUCUUAUGGAAAACAUCAAAAAAACUGUAGUUUGGCGUUCAGGAUGUUGUGCUGUCCACCUCCCGUGGGUCCGGACACAGCGCUCGAUGACUCGCCGAUCGUCGAGCAGGUCAUCGGGAAGGCUGCUGAUGUGCCUCCCGGAUCGUUCGUUACCUUCAUAGGCUGGGAUGACGUACUGAUUCAGAAAGAAGAUGUUCGAGGUGAACGAACGCAAGAUCCUCGUGAUCAACGACAGCGGAAGGCUCUUCGCCAUCAACGGCCUCUGCAGCCAUUACAACUUCCCGCUCGAUGGAGGUCUGCAUUUCCUUUUCCUGAAAGUUGUUCUCGGCUUCUUUAUACGCAUUCGGUUUGAGGGGCCUACUCAAAGGGGAGGAUACGCUGUCCUCUGCACGGCGCCUGCUUCAACGUGGCGACCGGCGACAUCGAAGAUUACCCGGGAUUCGACAGUCUCCACACUUUCAACGUUCUGGAAUCACAAGUUUUCCCGCUCAACCUGUUUUUUGAAGGUUUCGGACAAAAACGGGGACUUGGUGAUCAAAACGACGGAGAAAAGGCUCUCGAAUGACCGCAGGACUCGCACCAUGCCAACUCUCAAGAAGUGCGAGGAUAUCCCCAUCGUCGUCAUCGGCUCUGGUGAGAAACUGCCGGGAGUUUUCUCAACAUUAUACAUUUUUGGAAUUUUUCUCGUCUCUUAUUCUGACCUUUUUCUAUCACUUUCUAUUUCCGUUUUCCGAAUCUAGCGAUGUGCUUAUUUUCAGUAGACUAUAAGUUUCAUCAUAUUAUAACCAAACAAAAAUGUACGCAGUACGAUUUUAUUCCUGAGGAUUUUUUUACGAAGGAACUAAAGAAGUUUUUUUUUUCAAAUUUGAUCACUUUUUAUGAGAAAAGUUUCGCAGCGACGCUUCGGAAGCAUGUAUCAAUCUAGGGACUUUUCAGACUUUCCUUCUCAUUUUUCACUGGCUUUCAAACUUCCCGAUUUCGAAACACGAUCUUUCAGGCCCUGCGGCGGCAACUUUCAUCGAACAUUCGCGACUUAACGGACUCGCAACGCCGAUUCUGGUCAUCUCAGAAGAGUCCUUCACUCCUUAUGAUCGUGUCCUUUGCAGCAAGGUACCUUUAAUUCAUAUUCCUCCAUCGCUCCUCUAAAUUUUUGUAUGAUUUUAUUCUUUAAUGAGCCGCGAACGAUCCUUUUUUCAAACAUUAUCACAUUUAAAAGCUCAUAAUAAAAAUAAAAACCUUUUUGUGCGUUCAGAAACCUUCGGCCGGCGGUAAGGACAUAGCUCUCCGUGACGACGCCUACUACGCUGAACGCCGUGUUAAAUUCCUUCUAGAAACUUCUGUAAGAAAAUUUUUCUUUUAUGGGACCUGCAACUUUUUUCAAAGAAGUUGUAAUUCCAGGUGACCGGCGUCGAUACUAACGGCCGUCAAUUGAAACUUUCGAACGGAGAAAAGCAAAUUUACUCGAAGUUGGUCAUUGCAACUGGAGGAAAUGUGCGAAAGCUGACGGUCCCCGGCGCUGAUCUGAAGGUUAAUUUUGGCCUUUCUUUUGAUGAUCAAUCCUCAUUCAGAACGUCCACUAUCUUCGGAAGGUACAGGAGGGCAAUGCGAUCGCCGAAGGAACCACCGGGAAGAACGUCGUUUGCAUCGGAGCGUCGUUCAUUGGUUUGUUUUCAGCUCAACGUAUUCUUGAGACGAAGAAUUUAUUUUGGGUUUUUUUUAUAUUUCUGAAAAAAUUUUAAUUUUUUUGUGUUCCAAUGGACAUUAAUAAUCGAUAAUAGAUGUUUAUAGAGCAUGAAUUAGGAAUAUUGAUUGCAGGAAUGGAAAUCGCCUCUUCGAUCAAGGAUCAAGCGGCGUCGGUGACUGUGAUUGCUACUGGAGAAGAACCGCUUCCCGUCUUUGGCCCCGAAGUCGGACGAGGCAUCCGAAAGGUUUAAUUCUUCAGUUACGCUUUGAUUACGAGAUAAGUUCCAGAAGUUUGAAGAGCGCGGCGUGAAGUUCUAUACAAACGCCAAAGUCGUGGCUCUGAAAGGCUCUGGCGACGCCGUUUCCCACGUCGUUCUGAGCAGCGGCGAGGAAGUUCCUGCGGAAGUUGUCGUCGUCGGAAUCGGUUAUUUUUUUUGUUUCCAUGGAAAACAAAACGAGGUAGAAGCUUAAUACGAAGUUUUGUCAGAUAAUUGAGUUAACUUUAGUUGUGAUUUGAGAAUCUGAAAAAACGCUUUGGAGAAGACCAAGCAAAUUACUCAUAAAAGAGGAUUUGUGUUGAAUGAAUAAUGUUUUCUUCGGCUAGCUGCAAAGUUUUUCAACCAAAGGGCACUUUUUAGGACGUUGCGAGGUAUUAAACUAGAACGUGUGUUUAGGUGUCACCCCAGCCACUGAGUUCCUCAAGGGAAGCAAAAUCGAAAUAAACAAGCAGGGCUACAUUCCCGUCGACAAGCAUUUCCGAGUUCGUCCCCUUGUCCUACCUGUAUAUUCGUCUUCAGACCAACGUCGACUACGUCUACGCGAUUGGAGACGUCGUCAGUUUCCCGUUGCCGCUUUGGAACGUCGAAUCCCUCAAUAUCCAGCAUUUCCAAACUGCUCAGGCCCACGGUUUCAUUUGAUCUCUUUUUUUAAUUGAAUCUUUUUUUCGUUUAGGGCAGAAUCUCGGCUACUCGAUUGUCGGAAAACCGCAACCUGGUCCUAUUGUACCCUACUUCUGGUCACUUUUCUUCUUCGCCUUCGGCCUUAAGUUUUCUGGUGAGGCUUUUCGCGAAGAAUUAAAACAAAAAUUUUAAAUUGAAUGAUUUUGGAAAUCAAGAUCAGUAUGAAAGAGAAAACUUGUUCAGGAUGUUCGGUUGGAUCCGAUGCGACGAUUACCCACGGCGACACUGAUGGCGACUUCGUUAAGUAUUACCUGAAGUAAGUUUGAAGUCGUGUACCUUCAAGGCUGUCCAAUCUUCGGGGAAAAUAAGAAUCAGAAAUAUUGUUCAUUUCAGAAACGACAAGGUCGUCGCCGUGGCUUCUGCGGGUCCUUCCAUCGCCUGUCCCGAGUUUUCGGAACUUUUCAAGCGUGGAAUCGCCAUAACCAAGGCCGAUGUUGAGAAGUGAGAAACUAAAAAUCUUUAAAACAAAAAAAAAAAAACAAAAACAGACUUCCAGAUGACUUUCAGAACAAAUAUCUCUUCGGAAAUACGUGAUUUUGCAGGAAUACGAAGGACGAGUGGGCCAACUACCUCGAUUGA